Molecule: messenger RNA, 963 nt
Organism: Acaulospora colombiana
Lineage: Eukaryota; Fungi; Glomeromycota; Glomeromycetes; Diversisporales; Acaulosporaceae
Source: the annotation of a GenBank genome assembly
AUGGAAUUGCAUGAUUCUUCGCACAGGAAACCCAACGCGAACAAAGGAACAAAACAGAAAUCCGAUUUCAAGGUGAACGUACACACUGCUAAUACGAUUCGUGACGAGGAGCAAAAACGUAGAACCGUUUUCAAGGCCGUCUUGGAAUCCCCGUUCACGGUAAAAUGGCAACCGGAGAAAAAAUCAUGCUCCGAAGACGAAACCAAACGGACUAGUGUUAAUAAACGUGACUCCGCUCAUGACCUUGUGACAGAAAACAUGAUUUCAGUCGAAUUAACACCUAAACCAAACAGCAUAGCGCAUCAGUUCGGUUUUGUUGUAGGAAUAAACGAUGUGACAAAACACAUGGAGCAGUCAUAUAGUCAACAGAUGAUAUCAAACUUUCAGCAAAGAUGCGCACGACUUUCAUCCAGGACGUCGGCUACCAGCAUACAGCCUAAAAGUCACCCGGAUUCUUUAAAACCUAGAGAACCAUUGCGAAUGAUUUUCGUCUGCAAGGCCGACGUCUCUCCACCACAUCUGAUCGCACAUCUUCCUAUUAUGGCAAACAUCGCAAAUGUACUAAUUGUCCCUUUACCGGGUGGGUCUUCAAAAAUGAUUGCCGAUCACAUUGGAAUUUCCAAGGCGACGGUCUUAGGAAUAAAGGAAGUAUCACCGGAGUUUGAUGAACUUUACAAAUUAAUUCGGGAGAAAGUGAUGCCAGUUCACGCACCAUGGCUGAUGCCUUUAAAGAAGCUAGAAAUUUCAAAGAAAAGGAAAUGCCCGAGUGAAGAACACGAGGAGACCAUAGCUGGACCGUCAUCACUAGGUGUCAAAGAGAAAUUCGGAGAGCCAACAGAGCAAAAUACGCAUACCAAUUAUUACCCAACUCAGAUUAAACAUCUUAAAACUACCGCUCCCAUCAACAAAGAGAAAUACAAAGAAGGGAAAACGAAGAAAAAAUCAAAGCCACUAAACGUUUAG